Messenger RNA from Episyrphus balteatus (marmalade hoverfly), 3776 nucleotides. It is a transcript of the gene ACXD, whose product is annotated as adenylyl cyclase X E. The record is from RefSeq and is a predicted model, not a curated record. Bases 216 to 3725 code for a protein of 1169 amino acids. The transcript has 22 exons. Gene Ontology annotation, biological process: intracellular signal transduction; adenylate cyclase-activating G protein-coupled receptor signaling pathway; cAMP biosynthetic process. NCBI's taxonomy places the organism in Eukaryota, Metazoa, Arthropoda, Insecta, Diptera, Syrphidae. Gene Ontology annotation, molecular function: adenylate cyclase activity.
GUUCUAAUUAAGUUAAAUAAAUUAAUGAAAGUGAAGGUUUUCAUUGGCACCCAGCAGUGUUGUGUUUUAUUUUUUUUAAAUUGUUUGGUUACUUUGAAUCAAAAGGGAUAAUUCGACAUAAUUAUAAAGAACAAAAGAGGAUUCAAAAUGAUAAAUAGCCAUGCGAAUCCAAAUUGAUUGAGCGGCACUACAAAAGACUAAAUAUUUUUUUAAAUAUGAAUACGAUUCUACAAAGAAAUUCGGAACAAUUUCGAAGAAAGCCUACACACGAGCCAACCACAAAUCUCUAUUACGAACGAAAAUGGGAAUGGGGAUUUUUAAGGAAACAAUGUCGGAACCUGGAAAUGGAACAGUUUUAUUCGACUUAUAUGCAACGACUUCGAAUAAGCUACCUUUCUCUUUUCAUACUUCUACAAGCUUUAGUUGGAAUAACUCAUGUUGUAAUGUUAAUGGCAGCAGUGGCGGACUUGAGUGCAGUUUUUGUGGAAAUAUUUUCAUACCUUGCAUCUAUACUACUUGUUUGGAUGGUUCUUUUUAUAACGUUUCGUGAAGAUCUCAUAAAGCGUCAACCAUGGAUUGCAUAUGUGGCGUCUUGUACGGCUGUGUUUAUUUUAGUCGUAUCAGAUCUUUUAAUACCGACUUAUCAUGCUGCAGUGAAUUUUCCAAUUCCACCAUUACGUCCAUCUUAUGGCAGUUACAUUUUAUAUGCAAUUUAUAUGUUCAUGCCUCUAAGUGACAACUGGCAUGCUACUAUCUUAGGUAUAGCAGCAACAAUUUGUUACAUGGUCAAUUUUGCCAUGGUAACAUACCGACUUGAUGAUCAUAUUCUAAUCAAAACCAUUUCGGAGGCGAUAUUCCUAGGAUGUGUAAAUUUAUUAGGAAUUUACUUUCGUUUUAUGAAAGAAAUUGCAAUUCGAACAACAUUCCUCGAUCGACGAGAGUGUAUAGAAGAGAAUUUAUUGCUACGAUAUGCAAGAGAUCAGGAGAAAAGCCUUUUUCUUAGCAUCAUCCCAGCUCAAACAGCUGACAAAAUUGAGCGAGAAGUCAGAGAACGUAUUGAACACAUGAAAGUCGAAAACAGACAUCGCAGAUCAUCUUUGGACAGAGGAAAUCCACACACACACAGAUCAAUUAAGCGUUGGAGACGUCCUGACACUGGAAAAUUAUUUAUUGAAUCCCAUUCGGAGGUCUCUGUUCUCUAUGCCGACAUCGUAAACUAUACCCAUUUGACAACUACGCUCGAUGUCAAGACCCUUGUCGAAACCAUUCAUGAUCUUUUUGUUAAAUUCGAUCAAGCUUCAGAGGAAUACAAUGUCCUUCGAAUAAAAUUCUUAGGAGAUUGUUACUAUUGUGUGUCAGGAGUUCCCGUUAAAAAUGAUCAUCAUGCCAAAAGUUGUGUCGAUCUUGGUUUGCGUAUGAUCAAGGACAUUCGUGAAGUUAGAACAAAGCGACAAUUGGAUAUUGAUAUGCGAAUUGGUGUGCAUUCGGGUAGUAUACUUUCGGGUGUUAUUGGGGUCUGUAAGUGGCAAUAUGAUAUUUGGUCAAAGGAUGUCGAUAUUGCUAAUCGUUUGGAAUCCACCGGAGCAGCUGGGCGUGUUCAUGUGAGUCAACAAACUUUGGAACUCCUUGAUGGCGAGUAUAUGUAUGAGGAAGGCACUCAAAUGGCUAAAGAAGAUGAGGUUUUGAAUAAAUAUCAAAUUCGAACGUAUCUUAUUAAACCACAGAGAUUCUACCAAACAGGAGAAUAUAAAAGACAGUCAAUAGGAGCUCGACGACGAAUGAUUGAAUCCAACAGAGGUCCCAAAGUUGAUAAUUCGAUAAAUUUCAUGCAAAACACCAUUGAGCAGUAUAAUCAAAUUCGUAUCCAAGCUAAGCUUGAAAUGAGUCGGGAAUUAGAUAAAAUGCCAAUCGGGAAAUUUCAUGCUUCGAAAAUAUGUUUUGGACCACCUAAAAGACUUACACAAGAUGAAAUGGAAGAACAGACUUUCAGGAGUAAUGUUACAACAAUUUGUUUAUUUUUCAAAGAUUGGCGAUGGGAGUUUAUGUAUAUGAUUGAGCCUGAUGUGAUGUUGAAGUAUAGCAUACUUAUAGGAUUUAUAACAUAUUUUGGCAUACUGUCAAUACAAGCAAUCAAUCAACCACAAAGCGAUAUGUUCUGGGUUAUAAAUGCAUUAGCUGGAGCCCUUCUAACAGGAUUUCUCCUCAUAACUUGGUACAAAAAACUAUGGAUUAUGUUUAACCCAUCGGAGGAAGAUGAUUCAUCAGAUCAACAAAAUCGUGGUAAGCCUCACAAUAAGAUUUCCCAAUACUUUUACAACUUAUCGGAUAUAUGGAUGCGCAGUAUAUUUGCAAGAUGUUUUAUUUAUUUGACCAUGGUAACAACACUUUGUGCAAGUUCAAUGCUUCAAUUGAUGGAUUGUCGACAAUUUGAAGAAAUUUCACAAAAUUCAAAUACAUCUCAACUAACAGGCGGAAGACACAGUUUAUGCUUUAAUCCAUGGGCUAUAACAGAGAGUUUAGUUUUAACGAUCUGUAUGAACUUUCUAUUCACCCGCAUUCCAUUUGCCAUGAAAUUUAUUGUUGGCGUUGUAAUUGUCUUAGUUUAUUCGUAUUGUGUUGCUGUUAAAUACGCCUACAUUUACCACUUAAGUCCAUCAACGAAUUUGGGCUUAAAUCCAGAAUAUUCACAUUUAUUGGUAAUUUUUAUUUCAUUUGGAAUAUUUCAUCUUAUGGAUCGACAAACAGAGUAUAUUUCCAAGGUUGACUAUAACUGGAAACGUCAAUUACAGAAGAAACAGGAAGAUGCUCAUGUGACAAAUGAAACUAUUAAAAUAUUGGUACACAAUAUUUUACCAGCUCAUGUUGCUGAAUUGUACAUGUCCCGAAAGAUGAAAAAUGAACAUUACUUUGAAGAAUAUGACAAUGUUGCUGUUAUGUUUGCCACAAUUCGGAAUUAUGAUACAGAAAAAGUGGGCUUGAGAGUUCUAAAUGAAAUAAUCUGUGAUUUUGAUGAGAAAUUACUUUCAUACCAAGGUCAAUUGAAAAUUGAAAAGAUCAAAGUAGCUGGCUGGUCUUAUAUGGCUGCUUGUGGUUUAGAUACAAAUAGAUGUGAAUCAACAACAGUUCGAGCAAGUCACAGAUCUUCAGGACUUAUGCCAAAUGGACGAAGAAGUUACAAUACCACACUUCGUUGUUCUCCAAGCAUGGAUCCAAAUGGUGAAGUAUCACCAAAUUUACCAUCAACAUCUUCGAAUAUUACUACAGCCAAGUCAAGACAGAGAAAAAUAAGCAGUCGACAAUCUAAUAAUGUGGUCUAUGUUAUGGCACAAUUUGCUUUAGAUCUUAUGAAGACACUUCAUAGUUUUAAUGUUGAAAAUCUUCAAUGUGAAAGUAAUCAAUCGGAUGCUGGAAUGUUGAGGAUUGGAAUAUCAAAUGGCGAAAUAAUGGCUGGAGUUGUAGGUUCAUCUAAACCUCAUUAUGAUAUUUGGGGUAAUGCUGUUAAUAUGGCAUCGAGAAUGGAUUCGACGGGUAUUCCAGGAUGUAUUCAGGUGACCCAGGAUACAGCUGAAAUUUUAAUGUCAUUUGAUAUACAAUGUAAAUUUAGAGGAAUGACAUUUGUUAAAGGACGUGGCAAUAUACCAACUUAUUUUGUUGGAAUUGAUGAGGAUUUGAAUUUUAUAAAACAAAAUCGACCGCUUGUGGAUAGUUUAGAAAUUGAUUGUUAAAAAAAUAAUACUAAAAUAAAAAAAUUUAGGUACUGAUGUAUCUACAAAAUG